CAAACGACGAAACUGCAUUGCCUCAAAGAUCAUUGAUUGCCUGUGACUCCUCUGACUGUUGUUUUGUUGCUCCCAGUAAUAGUAUCACAGCAGCGUGAAAGAUCUCUUUUCAAAUUUAUGGUGGCUUGAAGUUGAGGUAUUUGUAAAUAUUAGCUAAGAACUGGCGAGAUGAAUUGAAAUGGAGAGCACACCAGCAAGCAUUGUAGUUUCAUCAAGGCCAAGAGGGCCGGUGCAUACAGGAGCUUAUUCAUGCAGACUUCACACCCCAGCCCGGAAGCUUGGUCUGGAUACUCCUCGUAGCCACAGGCUUGUUGCUAGUACAAGAAAAUUUGGCAAACAAGGAGAUGAUAGUCUGAAUUUUGAAGGUCUUCUAAAAAAGUCCUGGAAGCUCUUCAGUCUUUCACCAUUGUACAAUUUCAAGCGCGGUGAUGCGGUAUUUAAGAAGUAUUCUCGGUCCCUUGAUGCUGCUUUCUCUCAGAGCAAUCUGAAUCCGGCUGAGAAUAGUCCUGUCCGGAGCUACUUUAGUGUCUACCCAGGUUUAAGCACCCAUGAAAAUGACCCGGAAGCUGUCAGAAUUCAGGUGGUUGAAAAGAACAAGUCUGGAAGUGGGGACACUAUUGUACUCACUGCGGUCCUAAUGUGUGUGGACGUUGACCACAGUCCCGUCUCUGAGGACCUGAGCAGCCAUUUUGUGUACUACCCUGUGGUCCUGAUGUGCGGCAACAAGGGGAGAUCAGAGACUCUUCUCUUAUGGCUUGAAAGGCAUUUUGACUGUCAUGCUGCUCCACUCGGUUUCCAUGACAAUGACAUGCGGUGGAUGCUUGCCAUGUGGAGCAGUCAAGGGCAACCUGCAAAGACUCUUCCUGUACUAAUGCAAUACUCCCUGAAGAACAUCGCUGAGGAUCUGGGCAUCAGCACCAUUGACUGUAAACUUGACUCCAACUUUUGUAAAGAUUUGUGGGAAAGACUUCACGGAGAUGCCUCGUCGAGGGAGGAAAUGGAUGAGUCGCAGGUGAACACGUUUGUCGAAGCACUGGAGAGUCAUCUGGAAUACAUCAUGUCAAUAUACUUCAGUAAAAUGAGUCUAUCAGAAGUUGGGACACCUGUUGCGUAUGUGUCAAACCUUGGCAAAUUAAAGUUGUUGUCGGCGUCUGGAGUUUACUUGGCGCUACAUUUGAUAUGUGAGAUCUCUGUGGAACGCUUCGUAUCCAGUACUUCGUAGUCAAGAAAACAGUCUUCAUCUUCUCCUUACCUAGUUGUACACAUGGCGACAGAGGACACUGUUACACAUGCACUUGUCCCUCAGAGUGCCUCACAGUUGCCUGCCUUAACUCUUUAUCUCCGAGGGGGGUAAACCCACUAUGCCGGGGCCCUUUUUGUGGUGCUAAAUCUAAAAAUAACAAAAACGUCAUUAAAUCGAAAUUAGGAAACCUAUUUUGAUAGUUCUUCAUCUAAUGAAUGAAUUUCUGGUAAAAGAGACAUGUUUUGGGCAUUUUCCACAAAGUAAUUUGAUGUCGAGGUCGUCGUAAAGGGAGCGGCUUUCAGGAGAUAAAGAGUUAAAGCUUGUCUCUAAGAGUCACUAACCAGAAAAGAGUUGUGGUCAGUCUGUUUAGAAAAUGAGCUUGUAAAUCAAUUUUCUGUGCAAAUAUGUCUGUAAUAAUGAAAUUUGAAAUUGUAUAAAUUGUGUAUAUGAAAGUCUUUUUGUUACAAAGUGACUUGCUUCCUAUUUAUUAGUUAAUAAAUAAGCAUUGACCAAGAGUGGA
Aplysia californica (California sea hare) is the source of this 1763-nucleotide messenger RNA. Its product is annotated as centromere protein L. NCBI's taxonomy places the organism in Eukaryota, Metazoa, Mollusca, Gastropoda, Aplysiida, Aplysiidae. The record is from RefSeq and is a predicted model, not a curated record. The coding region runs from base 179 to 1222 and encodes 347 amino acids. The transcript has 12 exons.